AUGGCUAGCAAUGACCUUCCGGAAUGCGUAUUCGAGCUACCUGCCGAACCAAUCACACAGUCACAUACUACUAGUCCUCCCGCUGCUGAUAUUAGUGGUAUCAAUUUGAACGAUACCGGCCGCGUUGAUAUCGACUGGGAUUCAAAGGUCGUACGCAGUCUUUCGAAGCUCUACACUAGCCCCCUUUUCAGACCUUCUACACCUCCGCCUGAAUACUCCGAACUACCGACGCCACGUCCCGACUCUACAGCCGUUAGACCUGAUCACAUAUCGGAACACUUCGAGCCAAGUCCUUCAAAACGCUGGGUUGUAAAAUUGAACGUUGUGAUCCAAGUUGUGGGAAGUCGGGGUGAUGUCCAGCCCUUCAUUGCCCUGGGAAAUGAGCUCCAGCGAUAUGGACAUCGCGUGCGUCUAGCCACACAUGAUAUGUUUGAAGAUUUCGUUAGGGAAUCUGGGUUGGAAUUUUACCCAAUUGGAGGCGAUCCAAGAGAACUGAUGGCAUACAUGGUCAAGACUCCCGGACUCAUCCCUAGCAUGCAGAGCAUUCAAGCGGGUGACAUCCGUCGCAAGCGCGUCAUGAUUAGGGAGAUGCUAGAUGGGUGUUGGGAAUCAUGUAUCGAGCCAGACCUAAUAACAGGACACCCAUUCGUGGCUGAUGCUAUCAUCGCCAACCCACCCAGCUUUGCACAUGUUCACUGUGCUCAAGCUCUCAGCGUUCCGGUACAUUUGAUGUUUACCAUGCCUUGGAGCAGUACAAGGGCUUUUCCACAUCCCCUGGCCAACUUCAAGGCAGACAGUCCAGACCAGGGGUUCAAGAAUUAUGCCUCAUAUGAUCUUGUCAAUUGGCUUACAUGGCAAGGAGUAGGGGAUGUAGUCAAUGGAUGGCGGAAAGAACUUGAUUUAGAAGAAGUGGCUACGUUUGAAGGUCCUCAACUUUCUGAAAUCUUGAAAGUUCCAUUCACAUAUUGUUGGUCUCCGGCUCUUAUACCCAAGCCGUUGGAUUGGCCUUCUUAUAUUGACGUCUGCGGUUUCUUCUUCCGUGACACCCCAAAAUACGACCCCCCAAGUGACCUCCAGGCCUUUUUAUCGUCCGGUCCACCGCCAAUAUAUAUUGGCUUUGGGAGUAUUGUGCUUGAGGACUCGAUCAGGAUUAAUGCAGCUAUUCUUGACGCGGUAAAUGCUGCUGGUGUUCGAGCUAUCAUUUCCAAAGGCUGGUCCAAUCUAAAGGGAGAACAUAGCGACAACCUAUACUUCAUCGGUGAUUGCCCUCAUGAGUGGCUCUUCCAACACGUGGCGGCGGUGGUACAUCAUGGAGGUGCUGGUACAACGGCUUGUGGCUUGCGGAAUGCAAGACCUACGAUUAUCGUCCCGUUUUUCGGAGACCAACCAUUCUGGGGAGCUAUGGUCGCUGCAGCGGGUGCUGGCCCAGUCCCCAUCCCACACCAAGAGCUAAGCGCUGCCACAUUAGCUGAAGGAAUUCGAUAUUGCUUCACAGAACAAGCGAUAACUGCUGCCUCUGUGAUUGCGAUGAAAAUGGCUUCCGAAACCGGAGUCCAAGCCGCUGCCGCUUCCUUUCAUUCACAUCUUCCCUUGGAGCGGAUCUCCUGUGAUAUAUGUCCAGGGGGACCAGCAGUAUGGUCUUACUCCACGGGCAAUACGGAAGUAAAACUGUCAAAAGUUGCGGCAGCAACGCUAGUCGCACAAAAGUCGAUUGAUCCAAAGCGACUGAAACCGCAUGCAAUUAAGCCCAUUGUGAUAGAGAAUCGUCGAUGGGACCCUGUCACAGGCGGAGCUUCUGCGCUUAUGGGAACCACAACAGAACUCCUUGAUUCCGUCCUGGGAACGUUCUAUAAGCCCUUUGAGGAAUAUAAAAACUACCAAGUUAGCCACAGGGAUCAGCCUUUGGCGAGUGCCUCGAGUCAAGCUGUACAAAGACCUACAACCAGCUCUACCGAUAAGCGCUCCCUGGAAAUUUCACAAGAGGGGGCCGACGAUGCGAAGAGCAUAGUUACCAUGGAAAGUACAUCGUCAGCUUCAAGAUCUCAUAGAGCUCGGCUUGCAGGGAGAAUGGCCGGAUCUUCAGCGAAAAGUCUUGCCAAUUUUGUGCCAACUGCGCUAAAAGGCAUGACUGUCGACAUCCCACUCGCCAUGACGGAGGGACUACGCAAUAUCCCUCGACUAUAUGGCGAAAGGCCACAGCACGACGGCUCCGUUACUGACAUCAAGAGUGGAUUCGCUCUUGGUGGCACAGGGUUUGCAUUGGGGAUGGUGGAGGCAGUGAGCGAUUUGGUCGUGAAGCCUUACGAAGGAAUAAAAAAGGAUGGUGCGAAGGGUGCUGUGUCUGGCAUUGGCAAGGGCGUGGCAAAUAUGACAGCUAAAGCGGGCUGCGCCAUGUUUGGUGUUGUAGUAUACCCUGGUGUCGGUAUUGCAAAGAGUCUGAGAUCGGCUGUCUACUCUAGGACGAGGAAGAGGAUCACCAAGGCGCGUCACGCUGAGGGUGCAUGGUUGUCGGAGAGUUCUACACAUGCAGACAUUGACGGCUACGUUGCCAGCUUCCAAAGGAUGUUAAAGGGCAAAAGGAGCUAA
Penicillium griseofulvum is the source of this 2586-nucleotide messenger RNA. RefSeq names its product glycosyltransferase. Lineage: Eukaryota; Fungi; Ascomycota; Eurotiomycetes; Eurotiales; Aspergillaceae. Gene Ontology annotation, biological process: carbohydrate metabolic process. The transcript has 6 exons. Gene Ontology annotation, molecular function: hexosyltransferase activity; UDP-glycosyltransferase activity. Bases 1 to 2586 code for a protein of 861 amino acids. The record is from RefSeq and is a predicted model, not a curated record.